Rhododendron vialii is the source of this 1164-nucleotide messenger RNA. RefSeq lists its product as uncharacterized. The record is from RefSeq and is a predicted model, not a curated record. Gene Ontology annotation, molecular function: cysteine-type peptidase activity. NCBI's taxonomy places the organism in Eukaryota, Viridiplantae, Streptophyta, Magnoliopsida, Ericales, Ericaceae. The transcript is spliced from 6 exons. Gene Ontology annotation, biological process: proteolysis. Bases 1 to 1164 code for a protein of 387 amino acids.
AUGGAUGCUGCUAUGGGCGAGCCUGUCGUUGGAAGCCCUGCUCUUCGAAGCCUUCAAGAUGGUCCACGGGCAGAACCUGUUGAAGAUGAAGGCCAUUCGCCACAAUUUAGUGGAAAUUUUGAACUACAUGAAUAUGAGGACCAGGGGGAGUGGGAGGAGGAGGAGCAGGGGGAUCAGAUUCAUAAGGGGGAUGAGGGGGAUCAUAUUAAGGAGCGGGGGGAUCAGAUUCAUAAGGGGGAGGAGGGGGAUCAUAUUAAGGAGAAGGGGGAUGAGAUUGAGGAGAAAGGGGAGGUGGGGGGGACUUCCAAAAUCAUGGAUGGGUCGGCGUCCUGUAAGCGAAAGCAGGGAGCGGUGGCGAUCUCAACUGAUCCCACAAAGAGAAAACGUCGAAGAAAUGUGAAGCCGAGCCCAUCUAUUAAAUCUCCUUUUGUUGCACAACCCUUCGUCAAGACAACAAAAUUAAAGGAAGAAGAAGAAUCAGUCAUUAACUAUCUUAUUAGGGGACCGACAAAUGAUUUAAGUGAGGUGUUGAUCCGUAUUGAAGGGGCAAAGUGGCCUCUUACUCACAAGGAAGUUGCUCAAUCGUUUAAACUGAGGGGCCUUGUGUGUAAUAUGGUUAUGUACACUUUUACGGAUUGGCGAAUGCUGAAGGAAAGAGCCCAUGCGACCAAGGCUCAUCCAUCACGUCACAUUUUCUCUCCAGCCUUUGCGUCCAAUCUACUUGCAACUGAAAGUGACAAGUACAGCAAUGUAUUGCGGGAUGAUUGCGACCCUGAUAAACUAGGUUAUGACGUGUUAAAAUGCGACAUGCUUUCCUUGCCUGUGCUUGAAAGUGAACAUUGGUUUUGCGUGUGCAUAUCCCUUGUUGAGUCACGCGUUUAUAUUCUUGACUCAAUGAAGCACGCGGGACAAAACUUGGAUCAAUUGGAGCAAGUUAACAUUUUACAAAAGAAUCUAUUUGCACUCCUGAAGAAGAGACGUACGCGAAGUUCACGAAAUGAUUCCCGCAUAUUUGAAGUUCAAUAUGCGGAUGUGCCACAACAGACAAACUUGUUAGUCAUAACUUCCUUGACUUGUGCAACUUAUUUUGUCAUUCUUUUGGGCGUUGUAGUCAUGUCUUUCAAUUUUGUUUUUGUAGCCAUGAUUGUGGAAUUUAUGUCAUGA